This is a messenger RNA of Lathyrus sativus (Indian pea), 987 nucleotides long. The record is from the annotation of a GenBank genome assembly. Lineage: Eukaryota; Viridiplantae; Streptophyta; Magnoliopsida; Fabales; Fabaceae.
AUGAAUAAAGUUCGGUGGCGACUCUGUUUCGAACAGUAUUUUUCCGCGGCCAUCGCGAGGAUCGUAUUUUUCGAGGUACGACACAUAGGUCAUCCAAUUGGGGGAAAGAAAUUGAUUUCCCUUGAUAAUAAGUCUCUAAACCAAGCUCACGGGUACAUUUUAUUCAAUUGUGAUGAAGUGCAAGAAUACAUUAGAGAGCAUGAGGUUAAUGUUCAUAAUCUUAAAAAAAAAAGGAAGCUCAGAAAUGCUAACAAUCAAAGAGAAGAUUUUAUUCAAUGGUUUGAAACACGUGUCAUAGGAGAGGAAGUUACCGAAUGGUUGAAGGUGUUGUCUAGGGGACCAAAUGAUGUUGUUAGAAGGUAUUCUGGUUAUGUUAUUAAUGGAUACAGGUUUCAUACAACGAACCGCGAAGCAAGGCUUAAAACACAAAAUAGUGGUGUGACAUUAGAAGCCGUGACUCAAGUUAUUAGAAAUGCAAAGGAUGAAAAUCCCAAAAAGAUUUGUGUGACUUACUAUGGGGCAGUAAAAGAUAUUAUAGAGUUAGAUUAUUAUGGUCAUGAAAAAUAUGUAUUGUUCAAAUGUGAUUGGUUUGUGGAUGAAAAGGAUAAAUAUGGAUCGUUGUUCGUUUACUUCAACAAAAAAUGCUACAAAAAUGAUCCAUUUGUGUUGGCAUCUCAAGUUCAACAGUGCUUCUUUAUUGAAGAUCCUUUAAACAAGAACAAACACUAUGUUCUAAAUGCACUUCCAAGGGAAACGUUUGACAUGGGAGAAUGUUUGGGUUCAGAUGCUCAAGAAUAUUAUAUUUCAAUAAAUCUUGAUACAUUAAAGGAUGAUUGUGAAGUGGAUUUGGUUAGGAAAGACGUGCCGGAUGAUAUCUUUGAAAUUCCUUUGUCAGAACUUCACAACCAAAAAUCAAUAGAGAGUGAUCAUAGUGACACAAGUUAUGAAAGUGACGAUGAAAUCGAUUAUGAUUCUAGUACUGAUUAG